AUGUCUGACGACAAGCAACUCAUUGAAGUCUUAAGCCUUAAAAAGACCUUACGACCGGCGACAAAGAUCGAUACCAAUUAUGUUAAAGAUGGAAAGUUGGUGUACGAGAUGUUCACUAGGAACAUCAAGUCUAGGGAUAUCAGUCCACGAUUAGCUGGCCAAGUAGAGGCUAUCAUUGAAGUCUCAAAUGAUAUCUUGAAGAAGCCAAAUCGGCUCUUUAGGGGAACAUUGAGAAGAAGAAAGCUCUACAAGCAAUUGGAGCUACUUGAAGGCGGGUUGCAGAAGCUCGUAGAUGGAAUUAAAGUAGCUGAUGAAGGGGCGAAGGAGGUGAAAAGACUACAGGCUGUCAAUAACGAAGAGAAAGAAACGCAUCAAAUGGAAAAAGAAGAGAAAGAAAGAGAGAUUACGGAGACUGAAAGGGAGGUGAAAAGACUACAGGCUGUCAAUAACGAAGAGAAAGAAACGCAUCAAAUGGAAAAAGAAGAGAAAGAAAGAGAGAUUACGGAGACUGAAAGGGAGGUGAAAAGACUACACGCUGUUAAUAAUGAAGAAAAAGAAAUACAUCAAAUGGAAAAUGAAGAGAAAGAAAGAAAGAUUAUGGAGACUGAAAGGGAGCUAAGAAGGAUAGAGGAUGUCCAGGCAGAGGCAAUUCGAAAGAUUACGGAGACUGAAAGAGAGCUAAGAAGGAUGGAGGGUGUUCAGGCAGAGGCAAUUCGAAAGCAAGCCAUGCAGAGAAUACUGCUCAACUACGGUGACUAUGUUGCGGAUAGAUGCCUAAGUUACAAGCAAUCUCCGCAAUGGGACCGACAAUAUUCAGCAAAGUAUUGGUCGGAAAUCCAUGAAAUCAUCGAGAAGGAGGAGGAGAUGAAGGAGAAAGCAAGAUCAUUUUUGCAAAAACCACCCUUAACACCAAUGCUGGGCCAUCUCGCAAUGGUCGCCUUAGAUCUAAAGAUACCGGUGGCCGAUAUCAUAUGGGAUAUAGCAGCAUAUACCGAGAGAAACAAGCUUUGUCACACGGACAUAGCGAUCAUGGUGAAGCAAGAAAAUUGGGUUAGACUUGCUCGACGGACCCAAAUCGAUUAUGAAAAUGUUGAUGCCCUCUUACCGGAAGAAUACAAAGACUGGGGACCACCCCUAAAAUCUGCAAUUAAGCGGUUCCAAGACAAGUACUUCUCCGAAUUAAAGAUCGAGAGCACAGGAGGAGGCGGCUUCCGAAGUGGCCUUGAAAAGAAAGAAAAAGGCAGAUGA
This is a messenger RNA of Botrytis sinoallii, 1248 nucleotides long. RefSeq lists its product as uncharacterized. Bases 1 to 1248 code for a protein of 415 amino acids. The record is from RefSeq and is a predicted model, not a curated record. The transcript is spliced from 2 exons. Lineage: Eukaryota; Fungi; Ascomycota; Leotiomycetes; Helotiales; Sclerotiniaceae.